AUGCAUCAAGUCCUAUUCCCAGUGACCGAGCACCACAUCACACUACCAAACCAUCACACAAUAAACCUCCGAGCAAACAAACACAUAUUGUCCCUGCGCAACACCAUCCUCACCCUCCUCAACCAGGCCACCCGCCUCGCCUCAACACGCAUCCGCAUCACCCGUGCAAAACUCAACCUCCUCAGCAAAAUCGCAACCUGGCGCUGUCUCUGCCGCCACGUGAACCCCAUCUACCACCUCCCGUCUCAUGUCCACUCCCUAGGCAUCCUAGCAUGCAGCGGCUGCGAUAUCACAUGGCACCACAAUAUUUCUCUGCUCAUGCCGCAUCCCAAGUCUGAGUCAGAGGUGGAGAUUUUGCUUCCUGACCCGGAGAAGCCGAAUACAGAUGCGCCGUAUAUCCUUCCGAAGCCGAAGAAGACGGGUCUUCACUUCUUUGGUGAAGAUGAAUGUGGGGGCUAUGGGUACAUUUGGCUCAAUGAGCGGUGCGGGCUCACAUGA
This is a messenger RNA of Macroventuria anomochaeta, 498 nucleotides long. RefSeq lists its product as uncharacterized. The record is from RefSeq and is a predicted model, not a curated record. Bases 1 to 498 code for a protein of 165 amino acids. The transcript has a single exon. NCBI's taxonomy places the organism in Eukaryota, Fungi, Ascomycota, Dothideomycetes, Pleosporales, Didymellaceae.